Messenger RNA from Anolis sagrei ordinatus, 1765 nucleotides. NCBI's taxonomy places the organism in Eukaryota, Metazoa, Chordata, Lepidosauria, Squamata, Anolidae. The record is from RefSeq and is a predicted model, not a curated record.
GGCGGGGCGGGAGCCUGGGAGAGCGGGAGGGGAGGCGGUCUCUUUAAAAACGGCCCUGGAAAAGAAAGGACAAGAAGCUGCACCUUCCAAAUCAAGACUGCUCCUUUUAUCUUCUCAGGAGAGUGGGGCGCUGGGUCCUCUGUUAUGGAGGUGAGUAACACAACUUCAGCAGACCAGUCUUUUGAUAGUGCAUCAAAGCACAGCUACAUUGGCAGCUUUCUUCAGCCUCCAGUUAAUAUAAGAUCUGGCUUUGAGUUAAAGAAGAAAACUAUUCCAACAGAUAUUCCUGCACCGAACAACCAAGCUCUAGUGACAGCCCUCAGGACUCUGCAAGAAAAGAUCCACCGCCUUGAACUGGAACGAUCCCAGGCUGAAGAUGACUUGAAUGCCCUUUCCAGAGAAGCCGCCCAGUACAAAAGAGCCCUGCAGCAUGAAUCAAAUGAAAAGGAUAAAACACAUGGAGAAAUGAUGCAAGAGAGGAAAGGUGUGAGCAUGCAGUUAGGGGCAGCGCAAACACGUUGCUCCUUGCUGGAAAAACAACUAGAAUACAUGAGGAGGAUGGUGGUCAGUGCAGAGUUGGAAAAGAGGCAGGUGCUGGAGCAGCAAAUCCAGCUUCAGAAGGAAAAGGACCAGGAUCAAGUGGAGUUAUGUGCAAAACUCGACAAGCUUGAAAUCCUCGAAAAAGAAUGCUGGAGACUGACCAGCACUCAGAAAACGGCAGAAGAAAAGAUCAAAUACUUGGAGCAGAAGCUUCAGGAAGAGCAACAUCAGCGUAAGCUAAUACAAGAUAAGGCAGCACAGCUGCAAACAGGACUUGAAAUGAACAGAAUUCUUUUGUCUUCACUUUCACCACAAAAAGAUACAAAGAAGAAGAGCAGGAAGAAAAAAGGUGUAAAGAACAAUACAGAUUUGACAAAAACCCAUGGCUCACACCCAUCGCAACAGACUGGAGUGCUACCUUUUGUUGCCGGGAAGUCUGCCAGCUCAAGUCACUCUGUUGUUGCAAAUGUUCAAAGUGUCCUGCAUAUGAUGAAAUAUCGUAGUCCAUGCGUGACUUCACAUUACCCAGAACAAAGUGAAAAGAGGCCUUCAAGAAGGGCUGCUCUGGGCAGACCAUCAUCUUGCAACACGUCUUCUUCGGCGACAGAUAGUCUUUCCGAUCUUCUCUUGGUCAUGCAGGAUGAGCUGGGACAAAUGAGCUUUGAGCAUCAAGAACUGUUAAAGCAAAUACAAGAAACUCAAGAGCAAGACAUGCGGGAAGACUUAGAACGUGAACUGGAUUGCCUUGUAAAGCAGAUGGAAAUCAAAGGAGAACAAAUUUCAAAGCUAAAAAAACACCAAGAACAUGUUUUCAAGUUGAGGCGGAGUGCUCAAAAACUGAAGAGAAAAGUAGCUAACGCUGCAUCAAACUCAGAGGAAUUGACAGGAACCAAAGAGACGGCUGUCGUUUCAAGACUUGGGGCCCGCAGUUCCUGUCCUGUGAAUAGGAGCACAAGUUCUCUUCAGCUCUUAAAAUGUGCUCAGAAGCUUCAGUCGGUAUUGAAGAAAGACGAUAUCGUGUGGGAACCAUAGCGCUGGAAACUGGUCACUGCAGACCAUCCACUGGGAAUUGAUUGUUGAAGUUUGACUCAACCAGAUCGCUGGUUGACUCAUUAGAGUACCAAUUAAUCCUGAGACUUCAAUUUAGGGCAAAUAUAAUUAAAAUAUACUUGUGAUUCUUUUAAUGAUGUGUGUCCACCACUUUUAAUUAAAUAACCUGUCAAUU